Chinchilla lanigera (long-tailed chinchilla) is the source of this 583-nucleotide messenger RNA. It is a transcript of the gene CUNH10orf53, whose product is annotated as chromosome unknown open reading frame, human C10orf53. Lineage: Eukaryota; Metazoa; Chordata; Mammalia; Rodentia; Chinchillidae. The coding region runs from base 55 to 336 and encodes 93 amino acids. The record is from RefSeq and is a predicted model, not a curated record. The transcript is spliced from 3 exons.
UUAGCAGCGGCGCGCGUAGCUCAGUCUCCUAGGGUGCAGGCGGCCUGCUGCGCCAUGCCUGCAAAAGCAGAGGUCCUCCUUCGCUACGGACCCUACAGCGCCGUCGGCCUGGCUGUGGAGCCCCGCACCUUCCGCUUGGAAGGCCUGCAAGCUGUGUUGGCCAAAGAUGGACAUAAGGUCACCCUAGAGAAGACAGAAGAGUGGAAUGUGGUAGAGCUCAUAGUGAAUGAAGAAGUCGUCUUCCAGUGCAAUAUCACAGACUUGGAGUUCGGAGGUGAUGGCAAACUGGACCCACUGUGCGAAGAAGCCAGGAAAUCUGUGUUAAAUGCCUACUGAUCUCCUGUGGGACAGACACAGAUGACCAUCAGCGCCUACUGGUUCAGGGACACUGGGCUGUCUUGGUCAGAAGGAGGCAGCGCUGGCCUGCUGCACAGCCUGGAUUCCCAUCUGGCUGCACAGGGGCCCCCCAAACAAUAAAAGCACAUUGUCUGCAGCAUCUCUCAACCUCAACCCACAGGGAGAGUCUCCAAUAUCAGGUACACAUUGAGCUGAAGGAAAUAAUAAAAUGCAAUCUAAUAACAAA